AUGCCGGGGCCCUGGACAAGAUUCCGGAAGGACCCAGAUGCCUGGGCUUCCUGGAAUCCCCAACCUGGGGAUUAUGCCGAGGCACGUGUCUUCGACACGGGUGCCGCGGGCCAGUGGCUCAGUGUCGCGGUGUUCGCCGUGUCUGACGAGUACCUCCAAUGGUGGCUGGAUGCCGGCCCGGGGUAUGUCAACGAUCGGGACGACCCCGCCUUUGAGGGCUCCACCCUGGUGGAGACCGACGAAGCGAUGCUCAUGGGAAAGGGGAACGCCCAACCCGAGGGCGGUCACCAGACCGCGGACCCCGACAAGAAAGGCGACACCCUGAAGGGGGAGGACCCUGACCAGGAACCCGACUGGGGUGACGACGAUCCCCCCGAUCCGGACCCGGACCCGGGAGAUGACGAGGCCGACGAUCAAGAAGAGAGUUCGGAGGAGGAGGAAAAGGAGACGGACGACCUCGUCGCCGCCGAUCCUCCCUUCGAUUUCCAAGAGGACUAUAUACGCCACGAGGGGCUUCUGCUCCACAUCCAGAACCUCUUCCGCAAGGGGGUCAAGUGGAGGGAAGUUGCUGACUGGCUGUGCGCUAACUCGCGCGGACCCACCGCGAGGGACGGCCCCAGCGACAUCCUCCCGAUCUCCGUCUCCGCCGGCCUUCUUGAGCCUCGUGCCCGCGGGAUGGUCAAGGCCUACUUCAUGGUUAUAUCGGAAAGACAACGGACCGCGGUCCAGAGCCUUGCGGCCAUGAUGGCGGUGGACUUUGACUACGACGGCAAAGAGAUCCACCGCAUCACCGACAUCAACCCUGAGUUGGUGAUCGCCGCCUGGCCCAAGGAAGGAGAGGCAGCGGUGUGCCCCGCGACACACUUCAUAGAGGGUGACCUUCUCGAAGCCGUCCUCAACCCAAAGAGGCAUUGGCGGGAGGCGGCCGAGCAACCCGCCGUUGCCCGAAAGGGGGCGGUACAUGCUACCGACGAGGCCUGGGCCAAGGUGGUGGAGGCCGGCUUCAAGCGGGGCAUGUUCACGGCUGUUGAAGACUCUGUCGUCCCGCGGGACAGCCAAGGGCACUUCGUCACCAACGGCGCGGGGGCCGUCAAGAAGCUCAAGGACGGCCGAGAGGUUCAGAGGUUCAUUGCGAACCUCAUUCCGGCCAACGAGUUUCUCCUUGACCUCCCGGGCGAGCAGCACCUCCUCCCUUACGUGGCGCAGAUGUCUUUAUUCUGCCUGGAAGAGGACCAGCUCAUAAUGGUGGACUCUGAGGAUUUGACCUCAGCCUUCAACCUCUUCACCCUCCCCGAGGGCUGGUCCCGAUACUUCUCUUUCUCGAAGAAGGUGCCGGGUCGUUGCCUGGGACUGUCUCAGGAAUGGGCCCGCCCUGCUCUGCGGGUGGUGCCCAUGGGGUGGAGCUCCUCGGUUACGCUGGUCCAGGCGAUCCUCCGGAGCCUCGUCUUCAAGAAGGCUUCUAUACCCAGUGCGCUGGAGAUCAAUAAGGUCAAGCCCUUUCCCGGCAGCCACGGCGCCAUGCUCGUAUACCUUGACUCCUUUAAACGAGAUCAGAGUGGUAGAGGCCUGCCAGCGGCCAAUGGUCUUCCCCUCAAUGCGGGCAAGGCCUUGGCGGGGGCGGUCCAAGCCGGCAUCCAAGGAGGACAUCUUGACGGCGAAAGAGGGACACUUUCCUUUGCACCCGACAAGGCCCGGAAGCUAGUGAAAGCCUCACUGGCGCUGAUCGCCGAGGGGGCCUGGACCGAGCGUAUGCUCCGGCGCUGGGUGGGCUUGGCCACCUUCGCCGCGGCCUUUCGCAGGCCGCUCUUCUCAGUUCGCCUUGAAGUACCUCUCGAGGGAGGGACCUCCAGACUUGUGCCGUACCCGGCCCACCUUUGGGAGUGGAAGACUGUGGCUUCCUAUCCCUUCCGCCAAGAAGACUCCAUCACGACUUUGGAGCUGACGGCCGCUUUCUGUGAGAUAAGGCGCAUCUCACGCGGCCCGGGCGGACAGAACGUCCGCUAUUUCCACGUGCUCGACUCCCAGGCCACCUACUAUGUGCUCGCCAAAGGCCGCUCCAGCAGCAAAGCAGUGCUGCUGGUCUCCCAGAUGCAGCCCCUGGUCCUCUGGACCCUCUCUGGAUGGAACAGCGCAGAUGAGAGUCUGUGGCCAAAGUCGAGCAGAGAGCUGGAUGCCAAUCUGGCAGAAUUUGUCAACUGCCUUUUUCAAGAAGGCGAGUCCCCGGGGCAGGCAGGGUGCGCCCCAUCCGCCUUGAAGCGGUUCCUGCCUCGCCUUCGGGGCAAACUUCCCACGGCCCAGCAAUUUUACAACAACUGGUGCCGGGUCCACACCCCAGUCCGGGCGGCCCCUAUUUCGUGGGAAGUUGUUAAAGCCAUGGCUGAACUUUUGCUGCAGCUGAAGCAGCCGACCUUCGCCCUCGCGCUGGUCAUUCAUUUUCUUUGUUUUCUGCGCUCGGCGGAAAUGUAUUCCCUCACGGGGAACCAAGUCGCCUUUUUGCCAUCAGGCUACUUGGUGGCCGUGCGCAAAGUGCUCUCCGCCCUUCUUCUGCCGGAGGACGCCUUUUCUCUCUACAGCUUGCGUCGCGGUGGCGCUACUUUCCACUGGCAGCGCACUCAAAACUUUGAGGCCGCCAUGCUUAUGGGCCGGUGGCAGGAGCAACGGACGUGCCGCAUCUACUUGGAUGAAGCCCGGGCGCUGCUGCUCCAACAGGCAGCUCUCGCCAGCCGCAACGGCCGCAUCAAAUACCUUAGCUCCUUGUUUGACCGGCGCCUUCAGUCGCGACGCCCUUCUGCCCAGUGA
Symbiodinium sp. CCMP2592 is the source of this 2799-nucleotide messenger RNA. NCBI's taxonomy places the organism in Eukaryota, Dinophyceae, Suessiales, Symbiodiniaceae. The record is from the annotation of a GenBank genome assembly.